Messenger RNA from Cicer arietinum (chickpea), 1757 nucleotides. RefSeq names its product protein trichome birefringence-like 10. Gene Ontology annotation, molecular function: O-acetyltransferase activity. Lineage: Eukaryota; Viridiplantae; Streptophyta; Magnoliopsida; Fabales; Fabaceae. The record is from RefSeq and is a predicted model, not a curated record. Gene Ontology annotation, cellular component: Golgi apparatus.
UGAAUGCUCCUUUGCUUGUUGAACACCCAUAUCUUUUCUUUUCCCAUUUGGCUUAUCAUUUACGAUAUUUAAACCUAUUAUCAAGCAAAAGAUUAUAUAAAAGCUUCAAUUUUAUUGGGUGCAUAAAAAGUGCCAUAUAUUGCUUAUAUGCUACCCUUCUUGUUUUGUAUCAUCUUCCACUCUUCACAAACCGCCAUCGUUAAAUUAAAUUAAAUUGAUACAACAAAUUAUAAUUUUAGAAUUGAAUGUCUUCUACUAAGAAUUCUCCAAAUCAACACGUGGAAGACAUGUUAGUGUUUGAAACAUUAAGGAAGGUGAAGCGUUUAAGGUUGUUAGAACCGUCUCUUGGUGUUGUUGGAUUUUUCCUAGUACUUGCCUUUACUAUAUGUUUUUUCUUCUACUUGGAUUUUAGAGAACUCGAUGGAAAAUUUGGUCUUUCGGGUCAAUUCAAGAGGUUGACUUGGUCAACGGAACAAGAACAUAGUAGAGUUGAGUUUCUUGAUGAAAAGUGUGAUGGGUGUGAUUUAUUUGAGGGUAAUUGGGUUUGGGAUGAAAAAUAUCCAUUGUAUGAAUCAAAAGAUUGCAAAUUUCUUGAUUUAGGAUUUCGGUGUUCUGAGAAUGGAAGACUUGAUUUGUUCUACACAAAGUGGAGAUGGCAACCCAAAGAUUGUAAUUUGCCAAGAUUCAAUGCAACAAUGAUGUUGGAGAAACUAAGAAACAAGCGCCUAGUAUUUGCUGGGGACUCAAUUGGAAGAAACCAAUGGGAAUCACUACUAUGUAUGCUCUCUUCUGAAGUUCCUAACAAGGAAUCAAUUUAUGAAGUAAAUGGUAGCCCCAUUACAAAGCACAAAGGGUUCUUGGUGUUCAAAUUCAAGGAUUAUAAUUGUACAAUAGAAUACUAUAGAGCUCCAUUUCUUGUAUUGCAAAGUAGGCCUCCAACAGGAACUACUAAAAAGAUUAGGACAACCUUGAAAUUGGAUCAAAUGGAUUGGAACUCUUUCAAAUGGAAAGAUGCUGAUGUUUUGAUUCUUAAUACAGGACAUUGGUGGAAUAAUGACAAAACCAUUAAAUGGGGUUGUUAUUUCCAAGAAGGUAAGGAAGUUAAAUUGGAUUUGAAGGUAGAAGAUGCAUAUAAGAAGUCUAUGGAAACAAUAUUGAAUUGGAUACAAGAUACAAUAAAUCCUAGCAAGACUCAAGUUUUCUUUCGUACUUAUGCUCCUGUGCAUUUCAGAGGUGGAGAUUGGAAGAAAGGUGGAAACUGUCAUUUGGAAACACUACCAGAGCUUGGUUCCUCAUUGGUACCUAAAGAUAAUUGGUCACAGUUCAAAAUUGCCAAUUCUGCAUUAACAGCGCAAACAAACAACACUUCACAAUUUUUGAAGUACAAAGUAUUGAAUGUAACAAGAAUGACAGCUCAAAGAAAAGAUGGACAUUCAUCUAUAUAUUAUCUUGGUCCUAAUGCAAAUCCUACACAUCACCAAGAUUGUAGCCAUUGGUGUCUUCCUGGUGUACCUGAUACAUGGAAUGAGCUACUUUAUGCAUUUUUUCUCAAACAUGAGACUUCUCGUUAGAUGGAAAUUGCAACAUAACAUUAAAUUUUUUUAUGUAACAUUGUGAAAAAGGGAUAUAUGAUGCUGUUGGUAGACCAUUGUGAUUAGAUAUGGAAAACAACAACACUAGUGUAAUUAUGAAAUUUUGUUAUUAUUAGUUGAAUUGUGAAUACAGUCAUGAUGAUACAGAUUCAAAUUAUUGUUUUA